This is a messenger RNA of Pogona vitticeps (central bearded dragon), 3147 nucleotides long. The record is from RefSeq and is a predicted model, not a curated record. Lineage: Eukaryota; Metazoa; Chordata; Lepidosauria; Squamata; Agamidae.
GACUGUUCCACAGUUAUGGAGUCCCUGCCUGGAAACGAUGUGAGUGACAGCUGCUUCAGGAACUUGGCAGAGGAUCGCAGCGGAAUAAACCUUAAAGACCUUGUCCAAGAUCCUUCUUUGUUGGGUGGAACUGUAUCUGCUUACAAGAUAGUGCCAGAUGAAAUAGAAGAAAUAAAGGAAACACUUAUCGACUGGUGUGAUGAAAAGGAACUUAACUUGAUUUUAACAACUGGGGGAACUGGAUUUGCACCAAGGGAUGUCACACCAGAGGCUACUAAAGAAGUAAUAGAACGAGAGGCCCCAGGGAUGGCCUUGGCAAUGCUGAUGGGAUCACUUAAUGUUACACCUCUGGGCAUGCUCUCUAGACCUGUAUGUGGAAUCAGAGGGAAAACUCUUAUAAUUAACCUUCCAGGUAGCAAGAAAGGGUCACAGGAAUGCUUUCAGUUUAUACUGCCAGCCCUACCUCAUGCCAUUGACCUUUUGCGGGAUGCCAUUGUAAAAGUAAAAGAGGUACAUGAUGAACUUGAAGAUCUACCUUCACCACCACCACCUCUUUCUCCUCCUCCAACCAUCAGCCCACACAAGCAAACAGAAGACAAAGGUGUACAGUGUGAGGAAGAGGAGGAAGAGAAAAAAGAUAGUGGAGUUGCUUCAACAGAGGAUAGUUCCUCCUCGCAUAUAACUGCUGCAGCCAUUGCAGCUAAGAAGCAUCCAUCCUACACCAGUUCCGCUGCUAUCAUGGCAAAAGGUGAACAUCCCAUUCCCGGUCUCAUCUGUUAUUCCCAUCACACAGCAGGCAGUACAAGAGAACCGAUUCCAGAUUCCAUCAUUUCUCGCGGUGUUCAGGUGCUUCCACGAGACACAGCUUCACUUAGUACUACCCCUUCAGAAUCCCCUCGUGCCCAGGCCACCUCUCGCCUCUCUACUGCUUCCUGCCCAACACCAAAAGUCCAGUCCAGGUGCAGCAGUAAAGAGAACAUACUCAGAGCCAGUCAUAGCGCAGUAGACAUUACGAAGGUAGCCAGAAGACAUCGUAUGUCUCCAUUUCCAUUAACAUCUAUGGAUAAAGCCUUCAUCACAGUGCUGGAGAUGACCCCAGUGCUUGGAACAGAAAUAAUCAAUUAUCGAGAUGGAAUGGGCAGGGUCUUGGCUCAAGAUGUUUAUGCAAAAGACAACCUACCACCCUUUCCAGCUUCAGUGAAAGAUGGCUAUGCUGUCAGAGCAGGAAAAGAAGGCCCAGACAAAGUCCUAGAAGAAGGUUUUAGCCUUUUCCAGCCAACUCAGACUGUAAUGCCUGGUCAAGUAAUGCGAGUUACAACUGGUGCUCCAAUACCCUGUGGUGCUGAUGCUGUGGUUCAAGUAGAAGACACAGAACUCAUCAGGGAAUCAGAUGAUGGCACCGAAGAACUUGAGGUACGCAUCCUAGUGCAGGCAAGACCAGGCCAAGAUAUCAGACCUAUAGGACAUGACAUUAAAAGAGGUGAAUGUGUGCUGGCCAAGGGAACCCACAUGGGUCCAUCAGAGAUAGGUCUGCUCGCAACUGUUGGAGUAACGGAAGUUGAAGUUAACAAGUUUCCAGUGGUUGCAGUAAUGUCCACAGGGAAUGAACUAUUGAAUCCUGAAGAUGACCUGCUACCAGGAAAGAUAAGAGACAGUAAUCGUUCAACUCUUCUAGCAACAAUUCAAGAACAUGGGUAUCCAACAAUCAACUUGGGGAUUGUGGGAGAUAAUCCAGAUGAUUUACUUAAUGCCUUGAAUGAGGGGAUCAGUCGUGCUGAUGUCAUCAUCACAUCAGGGGGUGUGUCCAUGGGGGAAAAGGACUAUCUAAAACAGGUGCUGGAUAUUGAUCUCCAUGCUCAGAUUCACUUUGGCAGGGUUUUUAUGAAACCAGGGUUGCCAACAACUUUUGCAACUUUGGAUAUUGAUGGUGUAAGAAAAAUAAUCUUUGCACUGCCAGGGAAUCCUGUGUCAGCUGUUGUUACCUGCAAUCUUUUUGUUGUCCCAGCACUGAGGAAAAUGCAGGGAAUCCUGGAUCCUCGUCCCACUAUCAUAAAAGCCAGGUUAUCAUGUGAUGUAAAAUUGGACCCUCGUCCAGAAUAUCAUAGGUGCAUACUGACUUGGCAUCACCAAGAACCACUGCCUUGGGCACAAAGUACAGGGAAUCAGAUGAGCAGUCGUCUGAUGAGUAUGCGCAGUGCCAAUGGACUGUUGAUGCUACCUCCAAAGACAGAGCAGUAUGUGGAGCUUCAUAAGGGCGAGGUGGUUGACGUCAUGGUCAUUGGAAGACUAUGAUGUCACCGGCAAGAGAGAAGUUUUGAUGCAUGUCCACAUAUCAUUGACUGUAUCCUGUAAUAUGCAACGGCACAGCUAGUUUUUUCUGAUUUGGAUAAAAGUUGAUCAGUAUAGUCAACACCUUGAACUAUAUUUCAAAUGGAUUUAAAUAAGUACCUUUUAAAAAAAACCUUUAAAAACAAAUCUUACAGAAAUCUAUUCUGAUUAUAUCAAAGCAACUUUUUCCUUUCUUGCAAUUGCUUUGUGUGUACAAUGCUAGUUCCAAUAGCGGUAGCUUUUAGUAGACAGCGGUAGGUGCCUGCAGAACUUGUGUUUUUUCUCAUCUUUAAGAUACAACUACUUAUGCUCUUAAAACAAGGCUGUCUGCUUAUUUAUACUAGUGUAGACAACACUUGGAUUUCCCUUAUUAGUAUGCUUCAUAACCGCUUCACAGAGAGCUUCUGCUUGUUCUUUAUUGUAUCUCGUGUUGAUGUGCACAGUGCCAAAAGCAGAGUGGCUGCACUGGGAACCCGAUCAAGCCCCAAGGUUUCCCUCCCCCUUGCUGCGCGUUCAGGGAUAUCUGUCAUCCCAGCAGCCACCCCGCUCAGUACUAUUGGGCAGUAACUGGAUACCUUUUGUUUAAACAAACAACAAAAAUCGCUUCCUUAAGUGCUGACAGCCUUUUUAACCAAUACAUUUAAAAAUGUACAGAAUUAAAAUCUUUAAAAAAAAUCUAAGACUGAUCUUGUACAGAUAUUAGUGUUACCAGCAUUCAUGUGGAAAUUAAAUGAGAAAAGAAAUAAAACUAAUGUUAAACAACUCUGUACCAUAACAUUUUCUGUAAUGAUACUGAAACUUAAAUGAAUAAAAAAAAUC